AUGUUUCGCAUUCGCAGAAUCUUGUCUUACCGUGCACUCGCAUCAUGCACCCGCAAUGCACUUUCUUCAUCGGAAACACGUUCUCUCCCUCAUUCCCAUUCCCCAAUUCUUCCUCCUCCUUCAUUUCUAGGAGUAGGAAUCACAGAAAACCAUGGAUCAAUCUCUUUUUCAAAGCUUAUGUCUUCAAGAGCAUCAUCAUCUGAACAAGGAAAAGGCACAGAAAAGACAAAAAAGGAGAUAACAAAUGUUGAGAAUCCAUUUGAUGAUGCUCCAACAUAUAACAUUCCCGAGAAGCCAGUAACAUUCGUGGAGGGGGCAUCCUACAGUGUGAUCAUUCUUGCAGGGCUCGGAGUUGCGGCUGCUGCUGGAUAUGCGGUUUUCAAGGAGCUUAUAUUUCAGCCCAAAGAGUACAAGAUCUAUAACAAGGCUCUCAAAAGAAUUCAAGAUGAUGGUCAGGUCAGAGUGAGGAUUGGAUCCCCAAUUACAGGUUAUGGCCAAGAGAGUAGAAAUCGCGCAGCUCGUCAAAGAAUUCCCAAUAGGGUUUGGACUGACGAGGAGGGUGUUGAGCAUGUAGAGGUUAAUUUCUUUAUCCGGGCCCCCCAUGGACAUGGAAAAGUAUUUGCUGAGAUGUUCAAAGGAGCUGACGGUGAGUGGAAAUUCACAUACUUGAUUGUUGAGAUUAGAGCACCCUCUCCAGCACAAUUAAUUCUGGAGUCAUAUAUCCCAUCUUACAACACAAACAAGUAG
Vicia faba (fava bean) is the source of this 747-nucleotide messenger RNA. The record is from the annotation of a GenBank genome assembly. NCBI's taxonomy places the organism in Eukaryota, Viridiplantae, Streptophyta, Magnoliopsida, Fabales, Fabaceae.